AUGGCGAGCCCCGCACGCCAGCGGCAGGAGCUGGCGGUCGAGGAGCGGCGGCUCCGCGGCGCGGCCCCGACGGUGUCCCGCGACGGCAAGCGGGAGGCGGCGGGGGAGCGGCUGGUGCUGCUGGAGCUGCGCCGCUGCGGGCGGCCGCCGUCCCCCGGCCCCGGCGAGCGGCAGGAGGAGGGGGAGGAGGAGGAAGACGAGGGGGAGGCGGCGGCGGGCGAAGAUUGCUGCGGCAAGUGCAAGAAGCGGGUGCAGUUCGCCGACUCGCUGGGGCUGAGCCUCGCCAGCGUCAAGCACUUCAGCGACGCCGAGGAGCCGCAGGUGCCGCCCGCCGCGCUGUCGCACCUGCAGAGCCCGCCCGACGAGGAGCGGGACCCGCCGCCGCCCGGCGCCGACCCGCCGCCGCCCGCGCUGCUCCUGGUGCCCGACUUCCCCGACGGCGGGGAGCCCAGCGCCGAGCGGCUGCGGCGGCAGCGCGUCUGCCUGGAGCGCCUGGGGCGGCCCGCGGCCCCCACCGACGUGCGGGGCACGGUGCAAGUGCUGGGCGGCCCCGGCCCCAGGGAGGUGACGGUGCGCUACACCUUCAACGAGUGGCUCUCCUUCGUGGACGUCCCGGCCGCGCCGCUGCCCCCCGAGCCGCCGGCCGAGCGCUACGGCUUCACCCUGUGCGUCCCGCCGAGCCUGCGGGAGGGCUCGGCCCUGCACUUCGCCAUCCGCUACCGCAGCCCGCAGGGAGAGUUCUGGGACAACAACGGCGGCCGCAACUACACGUUGCGCUGCUGCGGCUGCCCCGGGGGCGGCCCCGCCGCCGCCCCGCCGGGCCCCGCCGCACCCCGCUACUGA
This is a messenger RNA of Serinus canaria (Common canary), 843 nucleotides long. It is a transcript of the gene PPP1R3G, whose product is annotated as protein phosphatase 1 regulatory subunit 3G. Gene Ontology annotation, cellular component: protein phosphatase type 1 complex. Gene Ontology annotation, biological process: regulation of glycogen biosynthetic process. The record is from RefSeq and is a predicted model, not a curated record. Gene Ontology annotation, molecular function: glycogen binding; protein phosphatase 1 binding. Lineage: Eukaryota; Metazoa; Chordata; Aves; Passeriformes; Fringillidae. The coding region runs from base 1 to 843 and encodes 280 amino acids. The transcript has a single exon.